This is a messenger RNA of Notechis scutatus (mainland tiger snake), 5868 nucleotides long. The record is from RefSeq and is a predicted model, not a curated record. Lineage: Eukaryota; Metazoa; Chordata; Lepidosauria; Squamata; Elapidae.
AUGAUUCACUGGACGCGGCAGAUCAAGGACGUGCUGAGGGCCCAAGAGGCGGUGGAGAGCCGUGAAAGCGCGGGCCCCCUGGAAGAGAUCGCCUUUUGGAAGAACCGCUGCACCGACCUCUCGGAAAUCAGCAAGCAACUGUGCCAGAAGGGGGUGAAGCACAUCGAGAGCAUCCUGAUGCUCUCCAAGUCGUCCUACGUGGCCCCCUUCCAGCGGCUCUCCAAGCAGAUCCAGGACGGGUCGGAGCAGGCCCAGUCAAACCUCCGCUUCCUCUCCAUCCUGAAGGAGCCGUUCCAGGAACUGGCCACUCUGCGGCCCAAAGAUAUCCCCGAAAAGCUGCCCCACCUCAUCAGCCUCGUCCGGAUCGUGUGGGUCAACUCCCCGUACUACAACAGCCGAGAGAGGAUCACGGCGCUCUUCCGGAAGAUGAGCAACAAGAUCAUCCAUAUGUGUUGCAAAGACAUUUCCUUGGACCGCCUUUUCGAGGGCUACAUCAACUCGACCCGCCAGACGUUGCACAGCUGCAUCUCCUGCAUGUCCUCCUGGAAGGACUGCUACCAGCAGGCAUCCUACAUGCACAACAAGCUUUCUGGGAAGGGAUGGGUCCUGGACCAGACCAGCAUCUUCGCCCAGGUGGAUGCCUUUGUCCAACGUUGCAAAGACCUCCUGGAGGUCUGCGACAGCCAGCAACACUUCGCCCGCUGGGAAGACGGCAAACAGACCCCGCUGCCCUGUUUCUCCGGUCAACAAGGUCCCCAGAUGACCAGGAGCUUGCUGGAGAUCGAGGAGACCUUCAGUAAAUAUCUCAACAACCUCCGGAAUGUGAAAGGAGGGAUUCUGGAUGUGAAGAACACAACCUGGCACGAAGACUUCAGCCGCUUCCGCGCAGGAGUCAAAGACUUGGAAGUCAUGACCCAGAACUUGAUCACUUCGGCCUUCGAGACGGUGAGGGACGUGGAACAUGGGGUGGAGAUUCAGGACAUCUUCGAACAUCUGUCCUCCCGAGAGGCCAUCAAGCGCACCUUCGACAAGAAGACGGUGGACGUUUUCAUGCUCUUCAACCGGGAGCUGUCCCUGGUCAACAAGGAACUCAGCAGGAAGACGCCUUUCCUGACGCCGUACAUGUGUCACUAUUCAGGCAUGGCCCACUGGAUGCGUGCGCUCCGGCGGCGCGUGGACAGACCCAUGAAGUGUCUCAGCAAAGCCCACUUCAUCCCUCACAUCGGGACCGGAGAAGAAAGCUUCCAGACCUACCAGCUUCUGGUGCAGGCCAUGGAUGAGAUCGAGAGGAAGACCUUCCACGAGUGGACCCAAGGCUUGGACAAGGACAGCUUGAAGCGUCUGGAUACCCCUCUCCUCAUCCCGAGUGCCGAGAUGCCGGGCAUGUUGGACAUCAAUUUUGACAAGCACCUGCUAAAGUUAUUUGUGGAAAUCCACUACUGGGAGAGAGUGCUAUUCGAGAUCCCGCAUUACGUGGUGGAGGUGUACGAACGGAAGGAAGACCUGAGGAACCUGAGGGAGAACCUCCUGCUGGUGGCCAUAGACUACAACAGGAUCAUCAGCCUGUUGUCUGCCGAGGAGAGGGGUCUGUUCCGGGAACGCAUCCGCUACCUGGACCGAAAGAUCCAACCUGGCCUCAAGAAACUCCACUGGUCCCUCAAGGGGGCCAGCACGGUCUUCAUCUCGGAGUGUCGUCUCCACGCCAGCAAGGUCCAGAACAUUGUCAACGAAUACAAAGCGGCCACCUUGGCCAUUGCACGCCACGCCCAGCAGAUGAGUGAGGCUCUGCUGGUCCGGAUCACUGGGAAGCGGAUCUACAACGACCUGGAGUUUGAAGAGGACCAGAAAGACCACCGGGACCUAGUCCAGAAGAAGCUGGUCACCUUCCACGAGGGCAGCAUUGCCAUCAUGCGGCAGACGUACGAAGUCUUCAAGAAUGAUGGGUCGGAGGUCCAGCAGCAUUGGUUCAACUACACGGUCAGGAUGAACCGGAUGAUGGAGGACGCCCUGCGGCUCAACGUCAAGUGGUCCCUGAUGGAACUCUCCAGGGCCAUCAACGGCGAUGGCAAGACCAGCCCCAACCCGCUCUUCAGGGUCAAGGUCAUUCUGCAGGACAGUUCACCUGGGCAGGCUCCCCAGGUGGCCUUCUCCCCCUCGCUUCUCCAGCUGGCAAGUAUGGUCAAUGACAUCAGCUCCCACCUGAUCUCCAGCAUCACGGUCUUCCGGCACCUUCCGGAGAUCCUCAUCCGGCGCAAGUUUGCCCGUGACCCCAUUUCCGUCCUUGUGGAGCGGGAUGAAGACAUCAAGAAAAUCCAGACUCAGAUCAGCGGCGGCAUGCAGACCAACGCUGGCCUUCUCCAGGGCUACCUGAAGACCUGGGACCGCUACCGAGAGAUUUGGGAGGUCAACAAAGAUGCCUUUAUCAACCGUUACCGGCACCUCAACCCGCUGGUCUCAUCCUUCGACGCUGAUACCGCUCGCUACAUGGAGGUGGCCAACAACGUCCAGAAGGAGGAGACAGUGCUCAGCAUCCAGUUUGUGUUGCUGGAUUGCUCCCACCUGAAGGCCGCCGUGGUCCAGCACUGCAACGAAUGGCAGAACAAGCUGACCAACCUGCUGAAGGAGAUGGCUACCGGCCGCUUGCAGGAGCUGACCGCCUACCUGCAGGACAACGCGACCGACAUCAGCCGUCCUCCGCAGACCCUGGAGGAGCUGAGCCGAAGCCUCCAGCUCCACGAGACGCUGCAGAACGACCUGCCAAAGAUCGAGGGGCAGAUCCCCCCCAUCCACGAGCAGUUUGCCAUUCUGGAGAAGUACGAGGUUUUGGUGGACGAGGAGGUGCUGCAGCUGCUGGGGGAUCUGAAUUCGGAGUGGCUGGCUUUCCAACAGUGCCUCCUGGACGGCGAGACCAUGUUGAAAAAACACAAGGAGAAGUUCAAGACGGGCCUGAUCCACUGUGCAGAUGACUUCAAGAAGAAAGCCCAAAAUCUCCUCCAGGACUUUGACAUGAAUGGUGGGUAUCUCCUCUCCCUCUCGGCCCAUCAUCCUCUCCUGAGAACAAAAAUACACUGGGACCAGGUAAAGGAUUUGGUCCUUCGGACGUUCGAUCAAGAAGCUGAGGACUUCAGACUGGAAAACAUCAUUGAGUUGGGCUUGGACAAACACGUGGAGAAGGUUGCUGAGAUCUCGUCCUCAGCCACCAAGGAACUGGCCAUUGAGCAGGCUCUUGAGAACAUCGCGAAGACCUGGGCUGUCACCACGUUGGACAUUGUGCCUUACAAAGACAAAGGACACCACCGGAUCAGGGGAACUGAGGAUGUAUUCCAGGCUCUGGAUGACAACCAGGUGGCCUUGUCCACCAUGAAAGCAUCACGUUUUGUCAAGCCCUUCGAGAAGGAGGUGGACCGGUGGGAACGCUGCCUCUCGCUCAUCCUGGAGGUGAUUGAGAUGUUACUGACCGUCCAGAGGCAGUGGAUGUACCUGGAGAACAUCUUUUUGGGAGAAGAUAUCCGCAAGCAGCUGCCCGGGGAAUCGUCCUCCUUCGACAACAUCAACAGCAGCUGGAAGAUCAUCAUGGACCGCUUUGUGAAGGACAACAACGCCCUGAGGGCUACUCAUUACCCAGGGCUUCUGGACAAGCUGGUAGAAAUGAACAGCGCUUUAGAAGACAUCCAGAAGUCCCUGGACAUGUACUUGGAGACCAAGCGCCAUAUCUUUCCCCGUUUCUACUUCCUCUCCAACGAUGACCUCUUGGAGAUCCUGGGCCAGUCCCGUAACCCGGAUGCCGUCCAGCCCCACCUCAAGAAGUGCUUUGACAACAUUAAGUGCCUGAAAAUUCAGAAGAUUGGGGCCACCCAGAGGUCAGAAGCUCUCGGCAUGUUCUCUCUGGAUGGGGAAUAUGUGGACUACACCCAUUCCGUACUCCUGGAAGGACCCGUGGAGGAGUGGCUGUGCGACGUGGAGAGGGCCAUGCGCUGGACGUUGAGGGAAGUGCUACGGAACUGCCGGAUGGCCUUGAAGAAGAUGUUGACCAAGAGAGACAAAUGGGUGAAGGAAUGGCCCGGACAGAUGGUGAUCACCGCGAGCCAGAUCCAGUGGACGACCGACGUGAGCAAGUGCUUGGCCACCUGUAAGGAGCGCGGCGACAAGAAGUACCUCAAAGCGAUGAAGAAGAAGCAGGUUUCCAUGCUCAACAAGUACUCGGAGGCCAUCCGGGGCAGCCUGACCAAAAUCAUGCGCCUGAAGAUCGUGGCGCUGGUGACGGUGGAAGUCCACGCCCGCGACGUCAUCGAGAAGCUCUACAAGAGCGGCUUGCUGGACGUCACCUCCUUUGAGUGGCUGAGUCAGCUUCGCCUCUACUGGGAGAAGGAUUUGGAUGAUUGUGUGAUCCGGCAGACCAACACUCAGUUCGCUUACGGCUACGAGUAUCUGGGGAACUCCGGCCGGCUGGUCAUCACCCCUUUGACUGACAGGUGCUACAUGACGCUGACCACGGCUCUCCACCUCCACCGGGGAGGGUCCCCGAAGGGCCCUGCAGGCACCGGCAAGACGGAGACCGUCAAGGAUCUGGGCAAGGCGCUCGGCAUGUACGUGAUCGUGGUGAACUGCUCGGAGGGCCUGGACUACAAGUCCAUGGGGCGCAUGUACUCCGGACUCGCCCAGACGGGAGCCUGGGGUUGCUUUGACGAAUUCAACCGCAUCAACAUUGAGGUCCUCUCAGUGGUGGCCCAGCAAAUCCUCUCCAUCUUGUCUGCUCUGGCUGCCAACAUGACCCGCUUCACCUUUGAAGGCCACGAGAUCAACCUGGUGUGGUCUUGUGGCAUCUUUAUCACCAUGAACCCAGGCUACGCCGGGCGCACGGAGCUGCCGGACAACCUGAAGUCCAUGUUCCGUCCCAUCUCCAUGGUGGUGCCGGACUCCACCCUCAUCGCCGAGAUCAUCCUUUUCGGAGAAGGCUUCAACAACUGCAAGAUCUUGGCCAAGAAAGUCUACACCCUCUACUCCCUGGCCGUACAACAGCUCUCCAAGCAGGACCACUACGACUUCGGCCUGCGGGCCCUCACGUCCCUGCUCCGUUACGCCGGGAAGAAGCGCCGGGUCCGGCCGGACCUCUCGGAUGAAGAGAUCCUCCUGAUGGCCAUGAAGGACAUGAACAUCGCCAAGCUGACCUCCGGGGACGUCCCGCUCUUCAACGCCAUCACCCAGGACCUCUUCCCGGGCAUCGAGUGCCCUGUCAUCGACUACGGCAAGCUGAAGGAGGUGCUGGAGGGGGAGCUGAGGGAGAUGGGGCUGCAGGUGAUCCCCUUCACCAUCAUGAAGGUCAUCCAGCUCUUCGAGACCAAGAACUCCCGCCACUCCUCCAUGAUCGUGGGCAACACCGGCAGCGGGAAGACCAUCACCUGGAAGGCCCUGCAGGCCACCCUCUGCAGCCUCCACAGGGCGGGAGACGCCGCCUUCAACCUGGUCCGGGACUAUCCCCUGAACCCCAAAGCAGUGUCCCUAGGCGAGCUGUACGGAGAGUACAACCUCAGCACCAACGAGUGGACGGACGGCAUUCUCUCCAGCGUCAUGCGGACGGCCUGCGCAGACGAGAAACCGGAUGAAAAAUGGAUCCUUUUCGACGGGCCGGUAGACACGCUGUGGAUCGAGAGCAUGAACUCGGUCAUGGACGACAACAAAGUCCUCACCCUCAUCAACGGGGAGAGGAUCGCCAUGCCCGAGCAGGUUUCGCUGUUGUUUGAAGUGGAGAACUUGGCGGUCGCCUCUCCUGCCACCGUUUCCCGAUGUGGGAUGGUUUACACCGACUACAGCGACCUGGGUUGGAAGCCAUACGUCCUAUCCUGGAUCGAGAAGCGUCCAAAGGUGUAG